CGGGUCCUCCCAGCCGCUCCCGGGCCCUGCCGACGUGGCGGGGCGGGGAAGGGCCAGGGGGCGCUCGGGGGACCAGCUCUGCGCUCGAGCGAAAUAAAAAUGUCUGAAGACACAAGUAACACUAUAGCACCAGAAGAAAAAACAGAAAUAACCACGAUGCCUGAUACAGAUUCUUUACUUGAGGAUGCUGCGAUACAUCAUGAAACGACCGAUAUUUUGAAUGAAUCGUUACCAAUGGGACUGAAAGAAGAAGAAGAUAAAAGCAUCAAAGUAGAAGAUGAAGAGGUGGCUGGUACCCAGCAUUCCAACAAUCCUACAGAAGACAUAGCUGCAAAGGAACCUCCUUCUAAUGGUGAAGUGACAGAAGAUGUACUUGUUGAGUGCAUCGAGUCUGUAAGUCUUGAGCCAGAUCCUGCUUCUGAAGUGUUGAGUGAGCAAAGCAACCAAGAUGAGGAUUCCUCUUCUCAAGGAAGUGGGUGGACAGGAUGGGGAUCUUGGGGAAAAUCCCUUUUGUCAUCUGCAUCUGCUACGGUUGGUCAAGGAUUAACAGCAGUUAAAGAAAAAGCAGGGGCCACUCUCAGGAUUCAUAAUUCAAAUUCUAGGUCAUCUGAAAGUGAACCGGUGGAUACAGACAAAACACUCCAAGUAACAGAAACUGGUGUGGAUCAGAGCACUGAAGAGGAUCCGCCCUCUUCCCCAUCAGGAUCCCGAGGGAUGCUCUCAACUAUCACCAACGUUGUUCAUAACACGGGUAAAAGUGUCUUAAGUGGGGGCCUGGAUGCUUUGGAAUUCAUCGGCAAGAAAACCAUGAAUGUUCUUGCAGAAAGUGAUCCAGGUUUUAAGCGGACCAAAAUAUUGAUGGAGCGAACAGUUUCUUUAUCUCAGAUGUUACGGGAAGCAAAAGAGAAAGAGAAGCAGAGAUUGGCUCAACAGCUCACGGCAGAAAGGACGGCACAUUAUGGGAUGCUUUUUGAUGAAUAUCAAGGUUUGUCCCACCUGGAAGCGCUGGAAAUUCUCUCUAAUGAAAGUGAACUCAAGAUUCAGUCAUUUUUAGCAUCACUUGAUGGAGAGAAACUGGAGAGCAUUAAAAAUGACUUAAUUGCUAUCAAAGACAUCUUUACACCAAAGGAAUCAGAGAAUGAAGAAAAUCAAGAAGAAAACGAUGAAAAGGGAGAAUUUGUUAGCAUGCUAACGGAACUUCUCUUUGAGUUACAUGUUGCAGCGACUCCUGACAAACUCAAUAAGGCUAGAAAAAAGGCUCACGACUGGGUGGAAGAAGCCCAAACUGUGACAUCAGUUGAUGUGGUUGAACAGCCAGUGGAGAAAACUCCAGAGGAUGAAGAAGAGAAUCCUAAAGUCCUUGAAGAAGAAAAUAAAGAAGAAGAAAAGAAAACCAAGACCCUAGAGGAAGUGUACAUGUUAUCGAUUGAAAGUCUUGCUGAAGUAACUGCACGCUGUAUUGAACAGCUUCAUAAGGUAGCAGAGCUAAUUCUUCAUGGGCAAGAAGUGGAAAAACCAGCUCAGGACCAAGCAAAAGUUCUUACCAAAUUAACCAGUGCAAUGUGUAAUGAAGUGGCUUCCUUAUCUAAGAAGUUUUCUGACUUUUUAACCAUGACUGGGAGCAACCAGAAGGCUGAGGUCCUCAACCCAAUGAUCAAUAGUGUUUUGUUAGAGGGUGCCAAUAGUACUACAUACAUCCAGGAUGCUUUCCAGCUGUUGCUUCCUGUUCUGCAGAUUUCACAUAUCCAAACCAAUUGUUUGAAAGAAGAGCAGUGACAGCUGCCAGAAUCCAUCAGCGUGUAAAAGGAAGCCCCGGUCACAUCCUUGUCAUGUUUGUGGUUAAGGGCUGUCUUCAGAGAAAAGUGGCUCCCGAAGGCCCAUCACAGGACACUACAGCAGUUUUGCACAGACAGUAUUGAAAUAAAUGUUUAAAUACAUUUCUCUUAAUGUAUAUGGUUGUUAGAAUAGCUUUUUUUUUGCAAAUAGUAAUAUUUUCUUCAUAUUAAUUUAAACUUGAAUGGCAAGUAUAUUCAAAAUAGUGUUGGCUUGAUUAUAUCUCCUCAUAAAAAAUAAUUCCUGUGCUUUAAUUGGUAAAUCACACUGGGUCUAGAGAUCCCGGGAUCUUGAAUUCUUAUGCAGAUUGUUUCAAAUUUCCUAUUCCUCAAUUUUUGUGUUUAACUUAAAUUUUCUACUAAAUUGUGAUGUAGAAAACAUAUCUUAUGAAAUUUUUAUCUAAAUAGUAAGGCAGAAUGGUAUAGCGGAAAAGCACCCAGUGUAGGGCGAUAUAGGGAACCUGAACUCAGGCUCUGCCAAUGGUGUAACCUUGAGCGAGUGACUUAAUUUCUCCAGUCUCAGGUGUCUCAUUGUAAACAUAAGGUGCUUAGUCUAGAUGAGAAGUUCUGAAUUGUUUUUGUGUCAUGGACUCUGCUGGCAGUCUGGUGAAGCUUAUGGAUCCAUUCUGAGAAUGUUUUUAAAUAAAGUGGAAACCAAUUAUAUUGAAAUACAGUUAUCAAAAUAUAUAUUUUUUAAAUUUACAGACCUCAAACUAAGAAUUCUUAGACCAAAUGAGCUCUGACUUUCUAUCCAGUUCUAAAAUUUUGUGACAGUAAAAAUAAAAUAAAAUUCUAUGACAAUAUACACUGUCUAAUUAUGUACUCAAGAGAUGUAAUCAGAUCUGUAAUAAAGAACUUUUAAUUUGAGUUCUACUAUAAUUUACUGAAUCUGAAAAAAUAUUAGCGGUAUCCCUACAGAACAAAGUGUAGAGGGUAAGGAAAACAGAAACUUGAGUUUAAUAAUUGGUUUCUUGUUCAUUAUAUAUUUUUCCAAUUGACUUGUAAUGUAACAAUCUGGUGCUAUUAAAUGAUUUCAUACCAGAAGAGAUUUUUAGUUAUUCAGCUGUUUAGCUGAAUAAAUUUGAAUUGAUUUGAAAACUGCAUGACAACAUAGCUUUAUCAGACUGAAAGCUCUUUGAGGGUAGGAACUGGUCUUAUUUGCUUAUUUUGCUUUUUAUCCCCAGAAUUUAACACAGUACCUCAAAAAAAAGCGCAUAAUAAAUAUGAAUUGAAUCAGCAUAAGUAUCAUGGUCUUUGAAAUGAAAUUGCUAUUUAUGAAUUCAUUUAUAUAUGGAGAUGAUGCUUACAUGACUUGAAUAAUAAGUAAAACCCUUAGGAAACUGUUUCAGUUAGUUUACCAUCUGAGGGAGAGGGGAAAAGAAAAAAGAAGGGAAAGAUAAAAUUUAGAAUUCAAAACUUUUUAAAAAAGAAUGUUAAAAAUCAUUUUUACAUAUAAUUGAGGAAAAAAAUAAAAUAUUAGAAGACUUUCAUAAGUCAUCACUACAAAAGGUUGUUCACAUUUAUGACUCUCUCACCUUCAAUGUCAAUUGUGCUGCAAACUCUGACUACUACUCUCUUCCCUGUUGAGCUCUGUUGAAAAUCCAGAAAGGAUUAUCACGAGAUUUAUCCAGUGAAUCCACUCAAUACCACAUAAGACCAUCUGGUUUACAAACCUUCUCACAACUACAUAUUCUUUCACACAUAUAUUCUUUUAUUUAUUUCUCUGGUAGGGUAUCUCCAGCCCACACACACUUCCACCCUCACAAACCCCUGUUGUGUAGUGUUCUAUUCCUCAGAAUUUCAUGUAUCAAGGGUUUGAUGGCCUAGAAAGCCCCAAAGAGGAAAUUAUAAAAAAGCACUGCUAUAGAAUCUGAAAAAAAAAACAUGUUUUUCUGUGGGAAGCUUCCAUUAUAAUAACCUGAAUUAAGUAGUGUUUUAUAAAUAUUAUCUCAUUUUAAGCCCCCCAAAUCCUCUGAGGUAAGCUUAUUAUUUUAUAGAUGAGAAAACAGUCCUGGAAAUUUUAAUUUGAGUUCUACUACGAUUUACUAAAUCUAAAAAGUAUUGGCAAUAUCCCUAUAGAACAAAAUGUCUUAAGGAAAAUAAGAGACUAUCUUUAAUACUUGAUUUCUUGCUCAUUAUAUAUUUUCCUAAAUGAUAUAUAAUGUAUCGAUCUGGUGCUAUUAAAUGAUUUCUUACUGUACGAAGAGAUUUUUAGUUAUUCAGCUGAAUAAACUUGAAUCGAUUUGAUAAAUUCAUGAUCACAUCAGACUUUAUCAGACUAUAAACUCCUUGAGAGUAGGAACCUUGUCUUGCUUCCUGAAGAACAGUAUGAGGGUUAUAAAACCUCUGUAUUUGCUUUUCAAACGCUUAGUGUGCAAGCAAGAGAAGAAUAUAUGCAGAAUCGUGUUUGCUGUAAGAUAUUGCAAUUCCAAAGAGCCUUGCAGACAUUAAAUUAAUUAAGUGUGGAAUUUUAAAAAGGUACUUGGAGCCAAGAGCAAGAUUUCACUAGUUAGAUUUUUAAACCCACAGGGAAAGAUUACUUUCAUGGGUAGCAGUUAAUGCAACUUAAACAUCCUGAUAUCCAGAAGAAGAAAAAAGCUAUUCAAAAAUUGCAAAAAUAAUGUCUCAUUCUAAAAGAACUGUUUUACUUCAAGAUGCAUUUUUUCUGAAAAUAGGCAAAUCCAUAACAGUUUCUAGGCAUCUGGUAUUAUGUAUUUUCAUAAUAAAAUAAUCACUUAAAACUAUUCUUUUUUCCUCAAACUAUUCCUUUUUUUUUUUAUCAAUUACACUUUCUUCAUGCUUUUUAUCACUUAUUUUGAUACUUGAAAAGAUUCAAUAAAAAGCUAUUAAAAAUUUUUUAAAAAGAAAAGAUUCAUGAUAUAAUUGACAUGGACCCUUCCUUACGUUCUUAUUUUUUGCCAUUCUCUCAUCCUUGUUACUAAUAGAGAGAGGAAACAGGUCUGAGCAGAUAGAAGUUGGUCUGUGUCUCGGACACAUCCUGGCUGUGUGACUUUGGGCCAGCCCCUCAAGAUCUCAACACCCUACACAAUUCCUUAAGACCGAUAAGGACUUGCAGAGAAAAUGCCCACCUGCCUGGCAAAGGGAGCUUCUUCAACUUGAGAGUGUUCUCUACCAGCGAACUCGCACAACCCAUUCCUAUCCCUUAAUUAUCUCCUUUUCUGUGCCUUUCAAGUCAGCAACAUUCAGGAUGCAGAAUUUGGCAAUCUUGGUUUUUGACACUUUGACAAUCAGUCGGUAACUGAAUGGCUAAUAUAUCCAGGAUUUAUUCCUCUGGCACAUUCUAUUUCUUCAGUAAUCCUUUGGGGAUUUAAAUGUGUUUGGUUCACUUUACUGUGAGCUAUCAACACUGAACAAGAAUGCCCUCUUCCUCGUACCUAAUGCAAAAUUGUCACUUGUCCAAAUCAGGGGUAUAUGCUGUGUUUUACCCUUAUUAAAUGAAAACCUUUAAAAGCGUAUUUCCAAUUCAAAGUAAAAUGUAUUCAAGAAACAUUCCUCUUGGGUAUUGGUGCAUACAUUUCCAAGUUUAACAAGCAGAGUUCAACACAGGGUGUCCAUUAAAGCAGCAUAUCUCCAUGGAAAAUCCCCUCCUGCUGACUAAGAUGCUACCUGUUUUUACUGGGUCUAGUUCACAAAGGUGUUUCGAACGGCAGCGUUUAAUGGAAAAUCCAUUGGGCAUGGGGGUCAGAUGACUCGGUUUCACAUCCUAGUUCUACCACUUAUUCUUGUGACCUUGAACACCUCACUUGACCUGUAAUAAUUCUCAAUUCUGUCAUCUGUUAAAUAAGAGAGUUGAACUAUGUGACUUCUAAGAUUAUUUCCAAUUCUGAAAGCUCUGUUCCUUAGCUCAAUUUUAUGUGAAUAAUAGAUUUAGCUAAGUGGAGUAGCAGGAACUUUUUACCAGCAAGAACUACUUUGGCAGCAUAUUUUCAAGGGUGAAAGAAGGGGCAUUCAUGCUUGGAAAGUACUAGGGGUACAAGGUUAUAAAUCAGAGAUUUCCCUCUGACUAUUUUGAAGUCAACUGCUCUCCCUUCAACUGAGUACCCAGAAUUUUAUAAACAAUGGCUACUUUCUACAAUAGCCUGGUCAUACUUGAAUUAUACUGGAACUAAAAGGGGACAUUUUCUGUUUGAGGCCAUUUCUGAUAGCCCUCAACACAACACCCCAGAGCAACCACUUAAAAAUAUAUUUAAAAUAAAAAAUAAUUCCUCUUCUUUACUGAAAAACAUCUCCACAGAUAGGAAUUGUGUACUGUGUAUUACACAGAACUUAAAUGGGUCUUUCAUUGAGAAAGUGUUUCUUCUCAUAGUCAAACCAAUGUUUCCAAAAAAGUGUGGCCCUAUAGUGUUACUCUUGGAUAUAACCUAUUUUCAUACUUUUAGAUCUCAAAAUUCUUUUUCUAAGUAUUGCUUACUAAUCUGCUUCUGGGAAUGGGCUUUAAAAGCAUGUUAUCAGGAGUAGUUCUUUACAUUCUAAAAUUAUCCUUCAUCACAUCUCUUUUAGUUGAUCAAAGUUCAAAAUGUCAUAGGAGUUGAAAUGGAAAAAAAAACAUUUUACAAGCCGUGAAUCAUCUUUCUCAAAUAUGCUUAAGAUUAUUUCACCAAAAUGGUAGGAGCCAGAGCAAGGGCAACACACAGCUAAUGAUUUAUGUGUUUUUCUCAGCAGUAUUAUGCUUUAAUUAAUUUGUGCUCCUAAACCCCAUUAGAAUGUAAUUUCUUUGGGAGUAGGAAUCAUUUCACUCUUUGUACUUGUAGUCCUAGUAUCUCAUCACAUAGUAGGUAUUUAAUAAAUGCUUUUUUAACUUGAUUUGAUUUUUGAUUGCCUGACUGGCUUCUCUGACCAUUUCUCUACAAUUUGUUCUGUACCAUGCCUAUUGAAUAAAGCUAAAUAAAGGA
This is a messenger RNA of Antechinus flavipes (yellow-footed antechinus), 6745 nucleotides long. RefSeq names its product family with sequence similarity 114 member A1 (gene FAM114A1). NCBI's taxonomy places the organism in Eukaryota, Metazoa, Chordata, Mammalia, Dasyuromorphia, Dasyuridae. The record is from RefSeq and is a predicted model, not a curated record.